This is a messenger RNA of Fusarium sp. VM40, 486 nucleotides long. NCBI's taxonomy places the organism in Eukaryota, Fungi, Ascomycota, Sordariomycetes, Hypocreales, Nectriaceae. The record is from the annotation of a GenBank genome assembly.
AUGGCCGACGUGGAAAUGGAUGUCGACGUCGACGUCGAGGCGGGCUCUCCUCCCCCCGUGCGCAACGAAUCCGACAUGCAAACACAUUCAAAGGCCACCGCUGUCCGCUCUAUUGAGGGUUGGAUCAUUGUCGUUACGAACGUACACGAAGAAGCCGACGAGGAGGCUCUACAGGAUCUGUUUGGAGAAUAUGGCGAGAUCAAGAACAUGCACCUGAACCUCGACCGAAGGAGCGGUUACGUCAAGGGAUACGCCCUCAUCGAAUACACGACAUUGGAGGAAGCUCGCGCUGCCAUCGACGGCGCUCACAACCAAAAACUUCUCGAGCAAUCCAUCUCGGUGGACUUUGCUUUCGUACGACCCCCACCUGGCAAGCCUGGUCGCGGACGAGGCGCUGGUGGACGAAACCGCAGCGGCCGAAGCAGGAGUCGCAGCCCCGAGGGCAAGGAUCGCGAGGAACGUGAGGAACGUGAGGAGCGCGAUUGA